AUGUCUAGCUUGUAUCUUGAUCCGAUUAAAAUCACAAAUGUCGAACUUGAUGUUAUUGCAUCGACUAAAGGUUCAAUUGUUCCAAAAGUGGUGGGUAGUGUUGAAUUAACUGAAAAAUCAGGAUCUGACUCUAGUACUGUAAGUCUAGAUAACCCUAGAUCUGAUAAGACCCUAGAUGUCACUACAUCCUUGGCCCAAACUGAUCAUUCUAUUGAAACCCCACUUGAAAAAUUUGAUGCAAAGUCUGAUAGUGAGUUUGUUCCAGUUAAGUCUUCUAAAAAAUAUAAAGAGAAAGAUGAUUCUGAUAGUAUGUAUGUUGAUAUAUCUGACAAAGAAGAGAAUGAUGGUGUGAAGAAGGAUCAAUCUAAAGACAUUGUAAAUGUAGAAGAUCCGGACUUUGAUGAUGAGCCCAUUGGCAAGAGAUUGGAUCUAGGAAUAGCUAAGAGGUUAAAUAGUAGAAAAAGGAAGGUUGUUGAGUCUACAAGAAAUUCUCCCAAGGCUCCCAAGAAAAGUACAAGUGUUGGUCCUGCUAAAAGGUGGAGCAAGGUUGUAACUCGUGCUACCAAGAAAAGAUCUCUGAAGAGGAAGGAAGUCCCCUCUAAUUCUAGUCACUCUGAGUAUGAUAUCGAACAAAAUGUUCAAGAUAUCAUGCCUUUAAAGAAAAUUAUUAGGAAAAAGGUCCCUGCUAAUGUGCCUGAAGUUCCCAUUGACAACAUCUCUUUUCACUUUGUUGAGAAUGUUGAAAAUGGAAGUUUGUGUACCAAAGGAGGUAAAGGAAUGGCCAAAAAAAGGAAGUUGUCAGCUGGUUGCUUGAGUGUGAAGUAUGUAGUACUUAAUAGAAUUGGAGCUGCUAAUUGGGUUCUAAAAAAUCGUACUUCCAACAUUUCUACAAGGUUGGACACUGUCUACAAGAGAGAAUCUCCUCUUUAUUUGCAUUAUAGGUUGUUCACAGGAAAACAUGUCCUAGAAAUUGUCAUGACAUCUGAAAAGAAAUCUACAAGCUCUACUUCUAGGACAGGAAUCAUUGCUGAAUUAAGGGACACAUGCAAAACCUUGGAUGAAACCAUCAAAGCUUGUACUAAAAAGAAGAGCAAGCUUGAUAUCCUGAUAAAUGCUUUGUCUGAAGAAGAUGCUGAGGGAAACCUAGGUGGUGAUAAGGAGGAGUCUAAUGAGGUUGUAGAAGAUGAUGAUGCUAGUGGUGAUGAUGUUGAAGAGACAACCAAUACUAACGAUGACUAA
This is a messenger RNA of Lathyrus oleraceus (garden pea), 1239 nucleotides long. RefSeq lists its product as uncharacterized. The record is from RefSeq and is a predicted model, not a curated record. Lineage: Eukaryota; Viridiplantae; Streptophyta; Magnoliopsida; Fabales; Fabaceae. The transcript has 4 exons. Bases 1 to 1239 code for a protein of 412 amino acids.